GUUAUUCUGUUUUCUUUUUUUGCUUUUCUUCCAUGGCUUAAAGCGUUAAUUCUGCCCAAUGCAAUGUAAUUUUAUUGAGCAACAUGAGCCGGAGACAGAAUCUUCGCUGCCAUCAGACCCCAAAUGGUAAAUAGGCUCUUUCUCUAAUUCCUGGGAUGUGCUAUAACUCAGUUUGAAUGUUGAAAGGAAAUGGGCCUCCAGGGGAGUCUGGAGCUCUGUUCAUUCAAGUUCUAAUUAAAGUUUUCCCCUCUCAAGUUUCACUUUAUUUUCCGGGGCUUUUGCUCCACGAUGAUUAUUAACAUGUGUCCCACAGCCCGGAGAUCGUUAUACCCUUCCCUGCCCCAUAUUCCACAGCUGCCUCCUGCUGCAGCCCGGCUGCCUGGCACUCCGUCCCGGCGGUGCAGCUGUUGGCAGGCAGAGGCUGCGCGGCUGCUCUCCUGCAGCAGGCGUUGCUUUCCUCCAGCGCUGCUCGGUCGGAUGCUGCUGUCCAGCGGGGACGAUCCAGUCCAGGAUUUCUUCCAGCCUUUUCUUCACGUUUCAAGAGCCCAGGCCAACUCUGGCUUCCUAUUCCAACUCCAGCACGCUUAUCUUUUUGGGGGCAGGAAUUGUUAGUACAGUCUAUCUUGCUUGCUGCAAGUCCUCCCUCUGCUGAGACAUGUACUCUGGUGCUGCGUUCCUUUAUUUUUUUUUUUUCUCUGUCUUUUUAAUGUUUUCUUCCUGUUGUUUUUCUUCUUAAAUGUGCAAAGUGAAGAGUUCCUCUUCCCCCCUCUCCCUUUCCACUGCACAGAACAACCUCCCGUUGAUUACACGCUGGAACUGUUGCUACUUUGCCAGAGGGGAGAGUGAACCUGUGCCUGCAUGUGUGUAUGUGUAAAAUAGACAGAAAAAUGUCAAUGAACAGCAGGAAAAGUUCUGGGAGACCGUCCUACUACUAUCGUCUGCUCCGGAGGUCACGACUUCAGAGACAGCGAAGCAGAUCCCGGAGCCGGAACAGGCCGCUUAGUAGGGGUAAUUGCAACGCAGUUCUGUUUAAUUGGCAGUGCAAAGACAUUCGUGCUGAUGCUUACAGGUAGCUUCGUUCCUGUGCGUGAGAGCGACCCGUGUGAAUGGAAGUGUGCCUGCUCCCCGUGCAGCGUGUGCUGGGCUUUGCAAAAGGCCAUUGCUUGUGCUGAGGGGGGGGAGCUGCUGGAUGGAGGUGAGCUGGGCAGCCUGGCUGUAACUAAUCCCAUCCCCUCUGUUAGCCACCCAUCGGUUAUUGCAGUGUGUUUGAUUAAGGUAACCGUUUCUUUCUAGCAAAUUGAGACGUUUGGAGGCCUAAUUGAUGAUUAUGGAUAUUUGAUUAAGAGAUGGUAUCUGUGUGCAGAGAUGAAUUGCUGGAACUUGUUCUCCAUGGGCUGAGUAUCACCAGGGGUUUCAACAUUACAAAGCUGAGUACGGUUUAAGGGCAGAAUUUUUAGAGCUUACAGGUUGUGCUCCAGAGGCACUGGGAAAACCUCUGGGACUUGUAUUCCCAAAUCACUUUGCUUCUAAAAAUCCUGCUCUAAAAGGGCCUAUUUGUCCUCAUCAGCAGGAGUUAGGUCCACAGAGUCAUGUUUCUGCAGGGCGUACUCACUCAUGCAGCCCGUUUAUUCUACUUGAGGCAGCCACUGACCCAGAUGCAUUUUUAAAAAUCAGCUAUUCUGGCUCUCUUGCAGUGUGAGAUACACGUCUGUUGCUGCUUGUGCCUGUUGUUAAAGCAGUCCAAGAGAUGGGUGGCUCUGAGUCGUUCUGUGUUGAGCUGUCUUUGCAGAAGGGAAGAUGAGGGCUGCGUUUGGCCUCCAGUGCAACAAUCCUGUCACAUUUAUAAAGUCCUGAGCUCAAUCAGAACCAUGAACGAACUUCUUAGUUGUUGUUCUUGUGCGAAUAAACAGCUGUAGCAGAGUGCAGUGGCAACACCUCGUGCUCCGUCAGGUGUGUGUGCAAAUCCAGGCUUUACCUGUGUCCCUGGGGUUGAUGAGGUUUACGCAGCAGCCUGCAGAGCUGACCCCAGGAGUGCAAAAUUUAACUUCACACAGCGUCCUCUUCCUCCCAUGACUUGCAGUACUUUUUCUGGCUGUGGAAUCAUUACUGGGAAAACAAUAGGAAGCUAAAUCAGUCCAUAAGCCUCAUCCUUUCCUAUAAGCAAAACAGGGUUUUUCUUUCCAUGGUUUUGUUUUGUUUUUCUGUUCUGCCUGUCAGAGAGGAGUGUCUGUAGACCCACAAGUGUGUAACAGCUCCUUUUUCCCCUUUAUUCAUAUACUGCUCAAAACCAAAAUAUUUUACUGUCAUUUCAGUUACCGAGACAAACCAGAUGCGUUCAUUUCUUUUAGGUAACCCAGUAUGAACUUAUGAGCAUAAACUGUCAUGAGCACAAGGAAUAUGCAAGCAGAUUUGAUUGAAAUGGAAAUGAGCCCUAAUGUUUGUAAGAAAUUGGAUUAGAACCAAAUGAAAUCUUCUUGCUGUUGAUCCCUCUCUGAGUAUUUUGUGUUUGUCACACACAUGUAGGAUUCCUGCCUGCUAGGAGAAUCAUAAUGCUCUGCACUCAUUUAGCUCUUCUCAUCCGUAGAUCUUACGGGGAUUUGCAAAAUCUGGACAAGAAUUUUCAUUUUCUAUAUGUCAUUUUCUAUAUGUAAGAGAUGUAGAAAGCAAGUUAAGCAAGUUGUGGAGGAAUGGUGUUGAGCUGCAAGGUCCUGGGAUGUGUAGGGCCCAGUCCAGGAGCUGCAGGCGGUCUGGGCAGAGUGAAGGAAGAGCAGAAUGCAGAUUUUUUGCCAGUGGACAAUGAAUGUGUGGGAGAUGGUAGGGCUGCGGGAGCAAUGGGGAACGCAGGCACCAGAAUGAGUCUGUAGGCUUUUUGGUUUUGAUGUAAUGUUAAUUCCCAAAGCCUACAAGCCUGAACAAGGAAGGAACUGAGGAUCACCCUCUCAAGUACUCAUCUGCAGUGUCAUUUGCCAUUGCUAGCUAAGAUGUUCUUAGAGAAAGAGCAGAUAUUCUUAAUGGAAAGUUAUCAUAAUCUUGUAAGUACUGGAGUGCUUUUACAGGAAUUCGCUGUGUUCUAUCUUGCCACUUGCUUGUUUCCAGGCCGUUUCCUCAGCAAGUCUCCCUCCCCCCUUUGCCACAAUCCACGCAGAGCACACGUGGAUGCAGCCGGGCGCUGCAGCAGCGAGGCCCGCAGGCUGAGCUCCUCCACGCGGUGCUGCCCAGCAGGCCGGCAGCAAGCUCAGGGCCAGGGGGCUUGCUGGGGGUCAAACAGCUGUUACACAUUUAGCAGGAGGAGGAGAUCUCUGCUGGCACACGUCCGCUCCGGCAUCUGGAAGCGCUCGCAGCACCGCACCAAUCGCGGACGCGGCUCCCGGGAGGUGCAGCUGCUGCCAUCUGCUGCCAGCACCGCUCUGUGCCGCUGCGCUGAGCGCCGGGAUCCCGGCUGGUUUGUGUCUGCCCGCUCCCUGAAUGAGGAGGAGGUUGUGUUGAAACGCACGUGUUCAUGUUCUGCCGCUUCCCGCUGCCGGCCCGUCAGGGGCAGAGGCGGAUCCCCCAAGUCGGAGCGUGGCUGCGGGAUGCUGCUCACCCGAGGAAGGCAGGGCUGGGCUGCGGCCAUUGCCUGCCCAGCUGUGGCCCCAGCUGUGGGGCUGGCUGCUGGGGAAGUGGGCCGUGGUGCAGGGGGACCAAGGAAGAGAUGGCCGCUGCCUCAGGAAAGUGUGCUGCAGUGCGUGUGAGAUAAGCAAAGUGAGCAGAAUUUGCAUUUUCUACGCCAGUCUCUAAGGAAAGGUGGGGACUGCUUUCUGUUGGGACUCCAGAUGGACACGAUCUGAUGUAGUGCGCAGAAAAAUCUGUCACACUUUCAGCUGUUUUCAGUGACAGCCAGCUUAUUUGAUGUCUCCUAUGAUGUCAUCCUCUAUUCAUGGAAUUCUCUGGCCAGCCCUGUUGCCCAGGGCACCUUCAUCUCCUGUUCGUGUGCCCAGGCCUGGAACAGCUGGAGAGGGCUGAAACUGAUGGGGUGGCAAAUCAGGCCAGAGCAGGGAGGCAUGCUGCUAGGAGGCUCCAGCACACAGAGAUUCCUGUAGUCUGGUGAUGGAUAAACAGGACAGGUUUCACUCCACUGUUAUAUUUUGUUACAAUGAUGAUAAUUUUGGAAAUCUCCCGGCUCUGCUUUCUGCAGGGAUUUGAGCCAUGCUACAGAGUCCCCCCCCGAGAGGUGUGGGCAGAGGCGCAGCAUGCCCAGCGGGGUCGCGGAGCGGAACCCCACCAUGGAGCCUGCAGCCACAACGCCCUUCCGCGUCACGGGGUUCCUCAGCCGUCGGCUUAAAGGCUCCAUCAAAAGGACAAAGAGCCAACCGAAGCUCGAUAGGAACAGCAGCUUCCGGCACAUCUUACCUGGCUUCAGGAGCGUGGACAAUGAGAGAUCCCAUCUAAUGCCGAGGCUGAAAGAAUCGCGCUCCCACGAGUCUCUGCUCAGUCCCAGUAGUGCUGUUGAGGCUUUGGAUCUCAGCAUGGAGGAAGAAGUGGUCAUCAAGCCGGUCCAUAGCAGCAUCCUGGGACAAGACUACUGCUUUGAGGUGACGACUUCAUCAGGAAGUAAGUGCUUCUCGUGUCGUUCUGCAGCAGAGCGAGAUAAAUGGAUGGAAAACCUGCGGCGUGCCGUGCACCCAAAUAAGGACAACAGCAGAAGGGUAGAGAAUAUGUUAAAGUUAUGGAUUAUCGAAGCCAAGGACCUGCCAGCUAAGAAGAAGUACUUGUGUGAAUUAUGCCUGGAUGACGUUCUUUAUGCACGAACUACCUGUAAAUUGAAAACUGAUAAUGUCUUCUGGGGGGAGCACUUUGAAUUUAAUAACCUCCCAUCGCUCAAAAACAUUACGGUGCACUUAUACAAAGAGACUGACAAGAAGAAAAAGAAGGACAAGACCAAUUUCAUUGGACAAGUGAACAUCCCUGUCAGCUCUGUCACGGGACGGCAGUUUGUGGAGAAGUGGUACCCUGUGGUCAGCCCCAACCCUGGGAAGGGCAAAUCCCCAGGGCCCAUGAUCCGCAUCAAGUCACGCUACCAGAGCAUGAGCAUUCUUCCCAUGGAGAUGUACAAAGAGUUCGCCGAGUACAUCACUAACAACUACAUGGUGCUGUGCUCAGUGCUGGAGCCCUCGCUGAGUGUGAAGAACAAAGAGGAGAUGGCAUCUGCGCUGGUGCACAUCCUGCAGAGCACAGGCAAGGCCAAGGAUUUCUUGACUGACCUGAUGAUGUCUGAAGUUGAUCGCUGUGGUGAGAAUGAGCAUCUCAUUUUCAGGGAGAACACAUUGGCCACCAAAGCAAUCGAGGAAUACCUGAAGCUGGUGGGACAGAAAUACUUGCAGGAUGCCUUAGGGGAAUUUAUCAAGGCUCUCUAUGAAUCGGAUGAAAACUGCGAGGUGGAUCCCAGUAAGUGUUCAUCCUCAGACCUUCCUGAACAUCAGAGCAACCUGAAGAUGUGCUGUGAGCUGGCCUUCUGCAAAAUCAUCAACUCCUACUGUGUCUUCCCAAGGGAACUCAAAGAAGUUUUUGCCUCGUGGAGACAGGAGUGCAGCAACCGUGGCCGCCCAGACAUCAGCGAGCGACUGAUCAGUGCCUCCCUGUUCCUCCGCUUCCUCUGCCCAGCUAUCAUGUCCCCUUCCCUCUUCAGUCUCCUGCAGGAGUACCCGGACGACCGCACUGCACGCACUUUGACCCUCAUUGCCAAGGUCACCCAGAACCUGGCCAACUUUGCCAAGUUUGGCAGCAAAGAGGAAUAUAUGUCUUUUAUGAAUCAGUUUCUGGAACAUGAGUGGACCAACAUGCAGAGAUUCCUACUAGAGAUUUCCAAUCCAGAAACCAUCUCAAACACAGCUGGCUUUGAAGGCUACAUUGACCUGGGCCGGGAACUGUCCACUUUGCACUCGCUGCUCUGGGAAGUCAUUUCUCAGCUGGAGCAGAGCACUGCAACAAAACUUGGCCCUCUGCCGCGGAUCCUGAGGGACGUCAACUCGGCGCUCAGCAACCCGGCCUGCGUGCAGGUCUCAGUCACAGCUGAUCACACUGCAUCCACUCCCAGUGCUGGGAACAGCAUCUCUGCGGGGCUGCAGAAAAUGGUGAUAGAGAAUGACUUAUCUGGUCUGAUAGAUUUCACACGGUUACCAUCUCCAACCCCCGAAAACAAGGACUUGUUUUUUGUCACAAGGUCUGCUGGGGCCCAGCCCUCACCUGCCCGAAGCUCCAGUUACUCAGAGGCCAAUGAGCCCGACGUGCAGAUGUCAAAUGGCAGCAAGAGUUUGUCCAUGGUGGACUUGCAGGACAAUCGGCUCUUGGACAGCGGGGCCAACGCGCCCGGUGCUGCCGACUCCCUCAAUGACAGUCAGUCGUCCCUGGGGCAGUUGCAGGGCGUGUGGACCGCUCGGACUCAGCAGGGCGGCAUGACGGGUAUGGCCACGGUGCGCCGCGUGGGCCAGACGCCCACGACGCCGAGCGGCGAGAGCGCGCCCGGCCGGCCCCAGCUGCUGGCCCCGCUCUCCUUCCAGAACCCCGUGUACCAGAUGGCCGCCGGGCUGCCGCUGUCGCCCCGCGGGCUGGGCGACUCCGGCUCCGAGUGCCACAGCUCGCUCAGCUCCCACAGCAACAGCGAGGAGCUGACGGCCAACAAACACGGCUUCGCCGGCCCCGCCGCCGGCGAGGACUUCACCCGCCGGACGGGGGAACUGGCCCGGCGGCAGCUCUCGCUUUCAGAGAAGGGCGGGCAGCCCACCAUGCCGCGGCAGAACAGCGCGGGUCCGCAGCGGCGGAUAGACCAACCGCCGCCGCCGCCGCCGCCGCCCGUCAGCCGGGGCAGGACGCCGCCCUCGCUGCUGAACGCGGUGCAGUACCAGCGGCCGUCCAGUGGCAGCAUGAUGUCCUCCUCGCCCGACUGGCCCGGCAGCGGGGCCCGCCUCCGGCAGCAGUCCUCCUCCUCCAAGGGCGACAGCCCCGAGAUGAAGCAGCGCACCAUGCACAAACAGGCCCCUUCUCCUGUGAACCCCAAUGCCCUGGACCGCACUGCUGCUUGGCUUUUGAAUAUGAACAUGCAGUUUUUAGAAGAUGAAAGCAUUGACCCAGAUUCCAAGCACAGGGAUAAGCUCAGGAAUAAGGACGAGCUCAGCCAAGCAGAAAAGUACCAGCAGGACCUGGUGGUGCUGCAGGACAAGUUGCGCAUCUCCAACAAGAAGCUGGAGGAGUACGAGACACGCUUCAAAUGCCAGGAGGAGACAACGCAGAAACUGAUGCUGGAGUACCAGGCCAGGCUGGAGGAGAGCGAGGAGCGGCUGCGGAGACAGCAGGAGGAUAAGGAGAUCCAGAUGAAGGGCAUCAUCAGCAGGCUGAUGUCAGUUGAGGAGGAGCUGAAGAAAGACCACGCAGAAAUGCAGGCUGCCGUGGACUCCAAGCAGAAGAUCAUUGAUGCACAGGAGAAACGCAUUGCUUCACUGGAUGCUGCCAACGCACGGUUAAUGAGUGCCCUUACUCAGCUGAAAGAGAGGUACAGCAUGCAGACACGUAAUGGGAUCUCCCCCACAAACCCAACUAAAUUGCAGAUUACAGAGAAUGGAGAAUUCAGAAACAGCAGUAAUUGUUAACCCGCGGAGGGCGCUGCCGCAGGAGGAGGCCUGGCCAGAGAGACCGUGCAGCAGCAGGUGUGAGCCGCGGCUUCAGAGAACGGCUGCUCUCUCCCCAGAGAACCCAGCUCCUUACUGCGGACGGCGCGCUUGACUGAGCCUUUGUGGGAGAUGCUAAUGCCAGCACAUUGAGGGGACGGAAAGAUCAAGUGUGAGAUGAGUGGCAUAAGGAAAUAAGAUAUAUUUGAGAAUUGCUGUCACUGUUGGAUUUAAAUCAGUGUUUAAUGUUUAAACAGAAGUAACCUUUUCCUUCCAAACUGCCCAGAGGAUACGCCUCCCCCCUCCCAACAAGGAGUAAUGUCCUUGCGCUGCAGGAGGCAAAAUGCAGGGAGCUGGGCAGAGCCUGCAGUGGGCAGCACCCUCAGUACAGGCAGCGUAUGCUGGACAAGGGCUGGCAGGAGCCUGGCCUGCUCCUCCUGUGACUCCCCCUGGAGCACAGCCCCAUCCCCAGAGCAAUCCCUGAGCCUUUGGCCUUCCUUAUGUAGCUUUUGUGCUGCCACUUACUUCUGCAGUGGGUAGCUGUCCAGAGGGCAUCUGCACAGCACAUCAGAGUUUAAUGAACUCUGCCCAUACGGGGGCAGAGCCCAGCAGGAUGGUCAGGGCUCGCUCAGUGCAAUGUGGGGGCCAUGUGGGUGCUGCUGGGGCUGUGGGGCCCUGGGCAGCGCCUAUGAGAAGGAGGGGCCUCAGGCUCCUGUGUCAGUGGAGGGAGGAUCUGGGCCCUGCAGGAUUUCUUGGUUCCACUCCCAGCUUCUGCUCUCACAAACACUGGGGACAAGUCUUGUAAAGCAAUAGUUCCAGGGCACUGUGUUCCCUACCACACACAUAA
Messenger RNA from Phasianus colchicus (ring-necked pheasant), 8487 nucleotides. NCBI's taxonomy places the organism in Eukaryota, Metazoa, Chordata, Aves, Galliformes, Phasianidae. The record is from RefSeq and is a predicted model, not a curated record.